AUGGCGGCGCGGCCCGAGCCCUUCGCACCGCCGCCGCGGUCCAGCGCCAUGGGCUGCAGCGGAAGUCGCUCGGACUUGGUGAAGCCGCAGGAUUUGCUGACGGAAGCUUCGGAGGCUCGAACAGAGGAGAGGAGUCCCUUGAAGCCCUUGGCGUCGGCGUCGGCGUCCGCGGAGCCUGCGGAGCCGGCCUUGCCGGGCGAGGCGGAGCCCAUCAUCGAAUUGGUGAAGGAAACCAAGGAAGAUGACGAAGCCAAGGAGGUAACUGAAGCUGCCACCAUGGAAACUGUGGCGAAGGAAGAUCAGGAGGAUCCUACAGCCCAGACUGCUCCAGAACCGUUGGAGGAAGUCGAGGCAGAACCAGAGGUGACGGAAGUGAAGUGCGAAGAACCGGAGCUCAGUUGGUUUGAUUCUGCGACAGCGGGUGACCUGAGGAACUUGAGUCUACAUGUGACUUUGGCCACCAACAACGGCAGCGCAACGUCAUUGCUGGACUCCACCAGCGGCGACGAGCGCAGCACGGCACUGCAUCUCUCAGCGCAGCAGGGCCACGUCGAGGCGUGUCGCUGGCUGCUGGCGGCUCGGGCGGAAGCCCAGGCGAUCACUCGCAAGAAAGCCACGGCGCUUCAUUUGGCGGCGCAAGAAGGGCACCUCGAGGUCCUACAGCUUCUACUAGAGCCUCAGCACCCAGAGCUCCUUGACCUGAACCGCGACGCGUGGCCCACAGCGCUGGCCGUGGACCUGUGGCGCUGCAGCCCGUUGCACCGCGCGGCGGAGCGCGGGAGGAGCGAGGUCGCCUGCUAUUUGUUGACCAAGAAGGCCGAUCCCCAGAAGGCGGACCGGGAAGGCAACUCCCCGUUGCAUUUCGCGUGCGCCUCGGGGUGUGCCCCGUUGGUGGCGGAGCUAUUGAAACGGAAGGUUCCACUGGACUUUGCCAAUAACGAUGGCUACUCCCCACUGGACCUCUGCGUUCGAAAGAAGCAGCCGGAAGUUGGAGAUCAGUUGGUGGCGGCAGGGGCCAAGAUGGUCAAGGACGUCAAGAAGACUCCGCCCUCGAUGUUAGUGGCGGCUGCCUCUGGGCUUCCCUUCUACUGCAGCUACAUCUUUAAGUCAGAUGAGAGAGUGCUGAAGAAAGAGCUCCUGACGCUGGACUCUGCCGGCCGCAGUCCCCUGCUGCUGGCUAUCCAGCUAGGACACCAGGCGGUGGUGGAACGCUUGUUGGACCACCCGUUGUGCACAGAAGACCUGCAAAAAGUCGUGGCCUCAUGCGGCUUGGCGCCACUGCACCAGGCAGCGCAAGCCGGCAGGAUGGAGAUUUUGCAGAUGUUGCUGCGGCGGAAAGCGCAGGUGGACCAAGUGGAUGCCUCUGGCAGCACGGCGUUAUUCCACGCAGCUGAAGCACAGCAGCUGGAGAUGCUACAGUAUUUGCUGAGUCAGGGCCUCCGCCCGGAGCAGUGCAACGACAGUGAGAAAACCGCGCUGCACGCGGCGGCGCAGCAGGGCACGCUGGAGGCCUGUCGAGCCCUGCUGGCGGCGGCGACAUCGGAGGUGCUGAUCAAGAGUCAGGAUUGGGAAGGUGCCACUGCAGUGCACUUGGGCAUCAAGGGCGGCCAUGCUGAAGUGUGCCGCUUUUUGAUGGAAGCAAGGGCUGAUCCCCAAGAAGCUUUAGACUUUGGAGUGACACCUCUGCAACUGGCCGCGGAGGGUCACCAGGAGGUCCUUCGGCUGCUGCUGUCGGACCUGGCUGGCGAUGGCGAAGCGUUGCGCCGGGCGCUGGCGGGACGUCAGGGGGAUGGCCGCGGCGCGUGGCUGGUGGCCUGCAGUAAUGGUCAGUUGCUGUGCGCGCGAGAGUUGCGAGAUGCGGCGGAGGCGCAGGGUAUUGACUUGUCGAAGGAAGAAGACAGGACCAAGCGAAAAGCCAUGACCUUGGCCGCACUGGGCGGACACCUGGAGAUGUGCAAAUGGCUCUUAGAAACUGGUUCCGAUGUCAAAGAACGUGACAGCUGUCAAUGGACUCCCUUGCAUGCAGCCAGCGCGGAAGGGCACACCGAGGUGGUCGAAUGGUUGCUCAAACAAGGCGCGGACGUCAGCGCCGUGGACGAGGACGGCCACACGGCGCAUCACUUGGCGCGGCGCCGCGGCUGCGCCGCUGUGGAGGAAGAAAUGCAGGAAGUGGAACUUGACGGGUUGAAGGAAG
Cladocopium goreaui is the source of this 2194-nucleotide messenger RNA. Lineage: Eukaryota; Dinophyceae; Suessiales; Symbiodiniaceae. The record is from the annotation of a GenBank genome assembly.